CUGGACGCCACGACACAUUCCAGCCGCAGCUGACCAUCCAUCAUUUCCGGUAAACAUCGGGCACUCGAUAAAGCCGUUGCAAUCCACAGAGGGGUUUUUCCUUUCUUCACUCAAAAUCGUUUCGAUUGAUAUAUCACAGCAGUCUUUGCAUGAUGAGUUCAUCUAAACGCGGCUUCAUCAAACGGCUCUUCAAACCGAGUCCGGUUGUCCAUCAUGGAGUGGGGCCGUCAGCUUCAAGUGCCGUUGGUCUCUCCGGGGAGAGCGCCGCAGUGUCUGGGUUAAACAACUCGGCGGCUGCAUCGACGAACUUGCGAGCCGCAUCUAUCGAUCUGGAUAAAUACCUACAGAACGUCGACACAACUGAACUGGAAAGUCGAUCUUCAGAUGUGAUCUCCAUGAGUCGCUGGAUUGAGAAGCAGGAGGCUUACUCAAAUUCUUCCUUCAGAAAUAUAGAUGUAGAGGAAGUCACAUUGUCUGUUCCUGAGUAUUUCCUCAUUGGUCUGGCAGCUGUGUCUGCGGAAGAAGCAUACGACCGUCCAACUCAAACUAGACUGCUAGCCAAAGGGUUCAAACUUGUCGGAGAGGUUGCUCGCUUGGCUGUUGGCCCAACUGGGAGCUCAAUCAAAGCUACAAGUGUUGGAAUGUAUGAAUCUACGGGACCUGCUCCUGAUACCCAGUACACGAUUGUCAUUGCAAUCCGUGGAACGGCUAGUAUACACGACUGGAUGGUAAACCUUAACGAUGGCCCGGAGAUUCCUAUUGAGGACGCGUUCAUGGGCAAAGACAUGAGCGACAAUCUCUACCGUGCGCAUGCGGGCUUUUUAGAGGGCGCAAAAGAGAUGCUCCCCGAAGUUGCGAUAAAACUCGCCCAGGUUGUGGAUAAUUUUUCACAGAUUACUUCCAAGGCGAAGAAACCUAGCCUGGUCUUCACCGGGCACUCAGCAGGAGGGGCUGUUGCGGCAAUGUUAUACACACAUCUUACGAACUCCACGUCCGGGUCCGAUAGCCUGAUAGAACUAAAGCACAAUUUCAGCAAUGUUCACUGCAUAACAUUCGGUGCUCCACCGAUCACUACCGUGCCCAUCCAGCCAGUAGACAAGACGUCCGUUCUGCUGUCGAUUGUUAACGAGGGCGACCCCAUACCUCGUGCGGAUAGGCAGUACAUCAACUCGCUUCUUAGGCUGUUCGUGACGGCCAUGCCGCAGGGUUCUCCGAAAUGGCCUCUUCCUCCGUGUGUCUUUGCGAAUGCCGGCAAAGUGCUUUUAUUACCUAAAGGUGGUGGUAGAUUCCUUGCGCCCAGGGAGACUGGCGAGGGGAGCUUGGCGGAGAUGAUCAUGGGCAAUCCCAAAGCGCAUAAAAUGCGACUAUACCUAGAGUAUCAACAGGGCAUGGCAUUUUAGACGAAAGAAGGUGUUCGCUGUCAUCAUGUUAUUUCCCAUGUUGGUCUUGCGCAAACCCCUUGGUCUGCUGGGAUCCGAGAAUUGGGCCUUUGUUGGGACUUAGUGAAUGUGUGGUUGUCAAAGGCAAUUGCUCCUCAAUCAUUAUUCGGCAUAUAGUAUGCGGAUCCGUACAGAUCCGUAAUGAUCCAUAAGAACUUCACUCUGGUUGAGAGAGAUGUUACUGUGCCACAAAUGGAGGGGUUAUCUCCCCUCGCAUGCUUGUUACCUGGCACCAGCGCUGGCGCCACAGCCGACUUGAAGAUUCAGGUUACUCUCCAAGGUUAAU
Molecule: messenger RNA, 1725 nt
Organism: Truncatella angustata
Lineage: Eukaryota; Fungi; Ascomycota; Sordariomycetes; Amphisphaeriales; Sporocadaceae
Product: Alpha/Beta hydrolase protein
Exons: 5
Coding region: 150-1400 (416 amino acids)
Biological process (GO): lipid metabolic process
Source: RefSeq, a predicted model, not a curated record